AUGUACAACACCGCAAAUGAUAAGGAACGGAAAGACUGCACAUCAACGGGUGCCAUGUCCUCGGCGUCGACUAUUUCGACCAAGUUGAGCGUGGUACUGCCGAACGUGAGUUUCACGUCGCUCGUCCGGGCGAAGCUCCAGAUUCGAACGACCUCGAGAGGGCCUCUAAGAUCAGACGACACCUCGCGUCCCGACAGACGUGCCAAGUUUUGCAAGCAGGCGUUGCUUGUUUUCGGCGGGAUUUUGUCUCAUAUAUUCCACUUCAAUAUCACCAUUUGCCUUCGGUACGUGGUCCAAUGUGAUCGAGGUCUCGACCCAGAAGAGUUCUGGCAGCAUGGAAUCGACAGGAAAUCGUAUCGCCACCUUGUGAUGCAUAUCAGUCCGCGUGUGGAGGAAGGCCUGCAAUGCUGGUCAGACGGAAGAUGUGCACCUGUCUAG
Molecule: messenger RNA, 438 nt
Organism: Cryphonectria parasitica EP155
Lineage: Eukaryota; Fungi; Ascomycota; Sordariomycetes; Diaporthales; Cryphonectriaceae
Exons: 5
Coding region: 1-438 (145 amino acids)
Source: RefSeq, a predicted model, not a curated record